AUGUUCGAUCAAAUCAUCAAGAACCCAGACGAGAUGAUGGACAAGUACACGGAACUCAUAGCACAAUUCAACAAGGAGAAACAGGAACACGAAGAAAGCAAAAAGAAGUUGAGUGAGAAAGAUCUAGCACUCUGGAAAGUCCAUGACACUGCUAGAAUUGCUUCAAUCGACAGUCGACAACUCCAAUAUGAUCGUCAAAUGAUAUUGAGAAAUAUUGCACAUGAUGAUGAAAACAGCCAAAUUAUCGUUGAAGAUUUCCAAAAAACAAUCAAUGAACUGAAACGAGAAUUGCUCAAUAAGUAUGAAAUUGCUCGCGCUCCACUUCUUAAACUCGGCAAACAAAAAGACGAGCAAAUUCGAGAAUUGAAGAAGGAGCUGAAGGAAAUGCAAGAAUUUGAUCCAACUCAUCAUGAUGCACAAAUUGUCGAUAAAUUGAAGAAUGAACAAAAAGAAACUAAAAAAGAAAUCAGAGAACUCAAGAAAAGAUUAAUCACGUUUCUUGACAGAGAACUCGAAAUAUUCGAUCGUUUUGAAAUAAUUCUCGCUGAGAAGAACGUGUGGAUUCAGCGUUUGUUAAAUGCACAUAAUCAAGAACCUCAUGUGUCCUCAAUAAUCAACUACGGAGAGAAUGGUCAAAUGAAUCUAAAUCAGCAAAUCAUUCAGUUCGAACAAGAAAUCCUCCAGAAUAAAGAAAACUAUAACGAGGAUGUUCAGAUUGAAAACAAUAAGCAACACCACGAGAGGAGCAAUUGA
Molecule: messenger RNA, 753 nt
Organism: Caenorhabditis remanei
Lineage: Eukaryota; Metazoa; Nematoda; Chromadorea; Rhabditida; Rhabditidae
Exons: 2
Coding region: 1-753 (250 amino acids)
Source: RefSeq, a predicted model, not a curated record